Messenger RNA from Theobroma umbraticum, 1714 nucleotides. NCBI's taxonomy places the organism in Eukaryota, Viridiplantae, Streptophyta, Magnoliopsida, Malvales, Malvaceae. The record is from RefSeq and is a predicted model, not a curated record.
GAUCUCCACUCUUCUGUUAAAGCGCGUCACCGCCCUUAUUUCGUAGGGCAAAUUCCUAAUUACCAUACACUCUCUCUAGCUUUGAAUCUUUAAAUCAAACAGUCGCAUCUUCCCUUAUCUCCCUCUAUCGCUGCCGCCUCAAUGUCUCAGGUUGAUAACAGAAAUUCUUCAGCAGCCAAGCGUGCUAGAACUGAUGGUAGUCGUAGGGAAGAUGAUUGGACAUGCCCCAGUUGUGGGAAUGUCAAUUUUUCAUUUAGGACUACUUGCAAUAUGCGCAAUUGCACUCAACCCCGGCCAGCUGAUCAUAAUUCAAAAUCUGCAGCCAAGCCUGUGCAAGCCCCACAGAAUUACUCAUCCUCAGCUCCUUAUGUAGGUUCUGGUGCACCAUCUUCAAUGUAUCUGGGUGUGCCACCUUAUGGUUCUUCCCUCUUCAAUGGUUCCUCAAUUCCUCCAUAUGAUGUUUCUUUUUCUGGAGGAUCAGCUUAUCAUUACAAUUAUGGCAGUCGUCUUUCUGGUGGCAGUCCCUAUCGGCCGCUGCAUAUGUCUGGACCACCCCCUUAUUCUAGUGGAUCUAUGAUUGGAAAUGGUGGAAUAUAUGGCAUGCCUCCUUUGAUGGAUCGGUAUGGCUUGGGGUUGCCCAUGGGCCCUCCUCCAAUGGGACCAAGGCCAGGGUUUUUUCCAGAUGAUAAAUUGCAGAAAAAGGGUGCCGAUGCUACACGUGAUAAUGAUUGGACAUGCCCAAAGUGUGGGAAUAUUAACUUCUCUUUCAGAACUGUCUGUAACAUGCGGAAAUGCAACACACCAAAGCCUGGAUCUCAGGCUGCAAAAUCAGAUAAAAAUUCAAAACAAAAGAUGCCCGAGGGGAGCUGGAAGUGUGAAAAAUGUAGCAAUAUUAACUACCCAUUCAGGACUAAGUGCAACAGACAAAAUUGUGGGGCUGACAAACCAGCUGAGUCCAAAAAGUCCCCUUCACCAACAGCAAAUGAAAAUGAUCAGUAUUUCAUGUUGCAUAAGUUCCCAAAUGUUCGCAUGGAGCAUGGAGAAAAUGCAGGUUUGAAAUUAAGUUGAAGCUGCCUAUUUAAAAGCCUGUUUUGAUGUGUUAUCAACAUUUCUGGUAGCCAUGUAAUUUUUGGUCUAAAUGACUGAAUUGUCGACAGGUCAUAAUGUUCAUUGAGUUUGUUGGCUGAGGGAAUUCUGGUUUUGUCCGAGUACUCCCCUAGGAUAGUUUUUAGUGUGUUGGCUAACCGGUUUCAUAUUUUGUUUUUCUUUUUCCUUUUUGGCUAACACCAUGGACUUGAUUUAAAUAACCAUGACCUUAUACUCAAGUGAAUUGGUAAGGGCAAUGAACAGUAGUACUAUGUAUAUUUUAGAUCAUGAAUAGCAGCAGCGUUAUAGGUUUUCGUUUUGAAGAAUAAUGUUUCAGCCAACAUGGGCGUAUCAUGCAAACGCACUUUGAAUUUAUGCAUUCCAAUAUGCUUGUGGUAACCCAACUAAUGAAAGCGUUUCUCUGUGGUCUAACAUAGUGGCUUUUAAUCAGCUGCUCUGGUGCCUCUGCUUUACCCACUGAACUCAAAUUUCCAACACUUGCAUUGACAUUGUAAAUGAGAACUGUGAGUGUUAGCUACGCAGCAUUCCAUGGUCUGGCAUAUAGCCUUUUAGUCAUCUGACUGUAUCAACUGAAAUCUAAUUACAAGCGCCAACGAUGUGAUCUAUU